Messenger RNA from Amaranthus tricolor (Joseph's coat), 1451 nucleotides. RefSeq lists its product as uncharacterized. The record is from RefSeq and is a predicted model, not a curated record. The coding region runs from base 244 to 1128 and encodes 294 amino acids. Lineage: Eukaryota; Viridiplantae; Streptophyta; Magnoliopsida; Caryophyllales; Amaranthaceae. Gene Ontology annotation, cellular component: chloroplast. The transcript is spliced from 3 exons. Gene Ontology annotation, molecular function: protein-folding chaperone binding; adenyl-nucleotide exchange factor activity; protein homodimerization activity. Gene Ontology annotation, biological process: protein folding.
UGACUCAUGACUAAAUUAGCACACAGUAAAAUAUAAUAACACACUUCCAAAACAUAAUUGGGUAAUUGCAUUUGCAAUUGCAUUUUGAAUUUUUGAUAGUCUAUCACACAAAACAACAUCCCAUUUCCACUCUACUAGUAAAUUACAAGCUUCUGGAAAUCUCUUAGUCUUCUGAUAAUCUCUUUCUCGGCGCUCUCCAUUUAAUUUCAUUUCCAAAUCCCUAUUUUUUUCAAGCUCACAAAAAUGGCUGUUUUUCUUUCAAGCAUUCCUUCUUUUUUUCACCCUUCAUCUUCAUAUGCUAAGCUACCUUCAUUAUCCCACAAAUCUCUAAUCUUCCCUCUCAAGCCUACUCUCAAAAAUUAUUCUCUUCUCCUUAAUCGCCAUGGUUUUAGGUGCUGUGUUUCUUCCCAAGAAGACUCAACGGACACUGUGGAUGAGAGAAGGAUAUAUGAGGAAGAUGUGGAAGCGGCGGAGAUAGGUGAUAAGAAGGUAUGGGAAAGUGUGGUAAAUCUUACUAAAUUCUACAAGGAAGCUGUUUUAGCUGGGGAUUACCACACUAUUGCUGAAAUAGAGACGGCAUUUUGCAAACUAGAAACUGAAAAGAAUGAGUUGGUCCAGAAAUUAGCCACAAUGACAGAAGAGAUCUCUUCUGGAAAGGAGAAAUAUAUCCGCCUACAAGCUGAUUUUGAUAACUUUAGAAAGAGAUACGAAAAGGAGAGACUUUCGGUUCAAAACAACGCGAAGGGGGAGGUUAUUGAAAGUUUUCUUCCAAUGGUGGACAAUUUUGAGAGAGCAAAGCAGCAGAUCAAACCUGAAACUGACAGGGAAAAACAGAUUGAUACAAGUUAUCAGGGCAUAUACAAGCAGUUUGUAGAGGUCAUGAGGAGUUUACGGGUAGCUGCCAUAGCGACUGUGGGGAAGCCUUUUGAUCCAUCUUUGCAUGAGGCAAUAGCAAGAGGGGAGUCUGAAGAGUUCAAGGAAGGAAUUGUAAUCCAAGAAUUUAGGCGUGGUUUUCUGCUCGGUGAUCGGCUUUUGAGACCCGCAAUGGUUAAAGUUUCUUCUGGUCCUGGUAAGAAGAAAGAUACUGAUGCGCAACCCGCUACUGCUGCUGUUGUGGAUGAACAUUAAUGCACAAUGCCUGACCAGGUGCGAGAAAUUUUUAUACAACCCAAAUGUUAUACUUCAAGACGAUGUCGUUCAUCACCUUGAUUGAUGCCUUAUGGUUUCUACUGAUUAAGGUGACAUUGUUUUAUUAUGAGUUCAUGAUUGUUGAUAGAAAAGAGAAAAGGUUACAAAGGGACGGGACAAUGGUUAUGUUACGGUCUUGUUGCUUUCACUACUGGAGGGAUUAUAGGGAGAACAAUCUAACAUCUAUCGAAAAUGUUGUAAUCUAAUUCUUUUUGGAGGACUCAUUGAUGUAAACUGAAAUUAUAUAUAUAUAUAUAUAUAUA